Messenger RNA from Diutina rugosa, 714 nucleotides. Its product is annotated as protein-S-isoprenylcysteine carboxyl O-methyltransferase. The record is from RefSeq and is a predicted model, not a curated record. Gene Ontology annotation, biological process: C-terminal protein methylation. The coding region runs from base 1 to 714 and encodes 237 amino acids. Lineage: Eukaryota; Fungi; Ascomycota; Pichiomycetes; Serinales; Debaryomycetaceae. Gene Ontology annotation, cellular component: membrane; endoplasmic reticulum. The transcript has a single exon. Gene Ontology annotation, molecular function: protein C-terminal S-isoprenylcysteine carboxyl O-methyltransferase activity.
AUGUACGACCCACGGAAAGUCGACCUCACGGUGGUGGUGAUCAAGGCGUAUGUGCUUGGUGGGAUAUUUUGUCUCAGUACCAUGGGGCUCAUCCUGCUAGGAACACAAUGCCUUGCAUCGCCGUGGACUCCAGUGUUGGUGUAUCUCCAGCUACUAUGUGGAUUCCACAUGUUGGAGUUCAUCACCACCAGUCGAUAUAACCCUACCGAAGUUGACUCGGACCUGUUUCUACUUGACGACUACCAGAUGCUUGCUGCAAAUGUUUUGGCCCUCGUGGAGUACCUGGUUAAAGUGCACUGGUAUGGAUAUACUCCCAAAUAUUCGUUGGUAAUAGUGGGCCUUAUCGUGGCGCUAGUGGGUCAAGCAUUCAGGACGUUAGCCAUGUACACUGCUGGCACACUGUUCAAUCAUUAUAUCCAGCGACAACGCCUGGAUCGCCAUACGCUUGUCACCCACGGCGUGUAUCUGUGGCUGCGACACCCGCUGUAUUUUGGCUUUUGGUGGUGGUUUGUCGGGCUCCAGAUCAUGCUACAAAACGUGUUCAUAUCCAUUAGUGGCGGAAUUGUUCUCUGGCGUUUUUUCCGAGGCCGCAUCGAAUUUGAAGAAGGGUUUUUGGUGGACUUCUUUGGCGACAACUACGUCGAGUAUGCUCGCCGCACCCCAGUGGGGAUUCCGGGGAUCGUCACCCGUCCCCAACGACAAAAACAAAACUAG